CUAAUAGAUGUCGCCGAAAGUGACAAGUGACAUUUGACAUAUGACGUGGAUCUUGAAAUGUGUAGCAAAAGUAGAAUGUUUUAAACGCUUAAAAUAAAUUAAAACAGUACAAGUGACGUGAUUUUUGUGUUUGUCUUUACUUGGCGUCGCCCCUUUUACGAUGGCCACAUACGAGGAGUACAUCCAGCAGAACGAAGACCGCGACGGCAUCCGUUUCACUUGGAACGUGUGGCCCUCGAGUCGCAUCGAAGCCACUCGUCUGGUGGUCCCCCUUGGGUGUCUCUACCAGCCUCUCAAGGAGCGCCAAGACUUGCCCCCCAUUCAAUACGACCCGGUUUUGUGCACCCGCAAUAACUGUCGCGCGAUUUUGAACCCUUUGUGUCAAGUUGACUAUCGGGCGAAGCUCUGGGUUUGCAAUUUUUGUUUCCAACGAAAUCCGUUCCCCCCACAAUAUGCGGCCAUUUCCGAGCAACACCAACCGGCCGAACUCAUGCCAAUGUUCUCCACAAUUGAGUACACCAUAACUCGGGCCCAAUGCCUGCCCCCCAUUUACCUCCUAGUCGUGGACACUUGCAUGGACGAGGAGGAAUUGGGGGCCUUGAAAGACUCCCUCCAGAUGUCUCUAAGUCUCCUCCCUCCGACAUCCCUCAUCGGGCUCAUAACCUUCGGAAAAAUGGUCCAAGUGCACGAACUUGGCACUGAGGGCUGUAGCAAAUCGUACGUUUUUCGCGGAACGAAAGACUUGACAGCUAAGCAAAUACAAGAAAUGCUCGGGAUUGGGAAAGUCGCCGUUGCGCAGCCCCAACGAGGGGCCCCGCAAGCCCCCAUACCGCCCGCAAGCCGGUUUCUUCAGCCCGUUUCCAAAUGCGAUAUGAGUCUCACCGACUUGAUUGGGGAGCUCCAAAGGGACCCCUGGCCUGUGGGUCAAGGCAAACGUCCUUUGAGAUCAACAGGGGCUGCCUUGUCUAUAGCAAUAGGGCUUCUCGAAUGCACCUAUGCCAAUACUGGGGCGCGUGUUAUGAUGUUUCUAGGGGGGCCCUGUUCGCAAGGACCGGGUCAAGUGGUCAACGAUGAUUUGAAACAACCAAUAAGGUCGCAUCAUGAUAUUCAUAAAGACAAUGCAAAGUAUAUGAAAAAGGCUAUUAAGCAUUAUGAGGGGCUAGCAAUGAGGGCUGCCACCAAUGGGCAUUGUGUUGAUAUUUAUUCCUGUGCUUUGGAUCAAACUGGGUUAAUGGAAAUGAAACAGUGUUGCAAUUCAACAGGGGGUCACAUGGUGAUGGGGGAUUCCUUCAAUUCGUCGCUUUUUAAACAAACUUUUCAAAGGGUUUUUGCAAGGAAUGCCAAGAAUGACCUCAAAAUGGCCUUUAAUGCUACGUUGGAAGUCAAAUGCUCGAGGGAACUCAAAGUUCAAGGGGGUAUAGGGUCUUGUGUGUCUCUCAAUGUGAAAAGCCCCCUUGUGUCGGACACCGAAAUCGGUAUGGGUAACACAGUCCAAUGGAAAAUGUGCACUUUGACACCGAGUUCAACAAUUGCCCUGUUUUUUGAAGUGGUCAAUCAACAUUCGGCCCCCAUACCGCAAGGUGGACGUGGAUGCAUCCAAUUCAUAACACAAUAUCAACAUUCGAGUGGCCAGAGACGUAUUCGGGUGACAACAGUGGCCCGAAAUUGGGCCGACGCCACAGCGAACAUCCACCAUAUCAGCGCCGGCUUUGACCAGGAAUCAGCGGCCGUGUUAAUGGCCCGAAUGGCCGUUUAUCGGGCCGAAUCCGACGACAGCCCCGAUGUCUUGCGAUGGGUCGAUCGCAUGUUAAUCCGUCUGUGUCAAAAAUUCGGCGAAUACAACAAAGACGACCCUAACAGUUUCCGUUUGAGCGAAAACUUCAGUCUCUACCCCCAAUUCAUGUACCAUAUGCGUCGCUCCCAAUUCCUCCAAGUCUUCAACAACUCCCCCGACGAGACCUCCUUCUACCGUCACAUGUUGAUGCGCGAAGACCUCACCCAAAGUCUCAUCAUGAUCCAACCAAUUCUCUACAGUUAUAGUUUCAAUGGGCCCCCCGAGCCCGUCCUCCUCGACACCAGUUCCAUUCAACCUGAUCGAAUCCUCCUCAUGGACACAUUUUUCCAAAUUUUGAUUUUUCACGGCGAGACAAUCGCUCAGUGGCGGAGUCUCAAGUAUCAGGACAUGCCUGAGUAUGAGAAUUUCCGGCAAUUGUUGCAAGCGCCCGUUGAUGAUGCUCAGGAAAUCCUCCAAACGAGGUUCCCCAUGCCUAGAUACAUCGAUACGGAACAAGGGGGCUCCCAAGCCAGGUUUUUACUAUCGAAAGUCAACCCGAGUCAAACACAUAAUAAUAUGUAUGCUUAUGGAGGGGCAGUACCAGCGAGUGCGGACAGCGGAGCCCCCGUUUUGACCGACGACGUCUCAUUGCAAGUCUUUAUGGAACAUUUGAAGAAAUUGGCGGUUUCGUCAACGGCUUAAAACUAUUUUAUUAUUUAUUAAGUACAAUAAUAACAAGAAAAUAGUUGUGGUUAAGUGUUACACUUGUAAUAAAAAAAAUAUAUUCUACACAUAUACAUAA
This is a messenger RNA of Tribolium madens (black flour beetle), 2576 nucleotides long. It is a transcript of the gene Sec23, whose product is annotated as protein transport protein Sec23A. The transcript is spliced from 9 exons. Gene Ontology annotation, cellular component: endoplasmic reticulum exit site; COPII vesicle coat. Lineage: Eukaryota; Metazoa; Arthropoda; Insecta; Coleoptera; Tenebrionidae. Gene Ontology annotation, molecular function: GTPase activator activity; zinc ion binding. The coding region runs from base 161 to 2476 and encodes 771 amino acids. Gene Ontology annotation, biological process: COPII-coated vesicle cargo loading; COPII-coated vesicle budding; endoplasmic reticulum to Golgi vesicle-mediated transport. The record is from RefSeq and is a predicted model, not a curated record.